CUCUGCAAUAUCUUAUUGAAUCUGAGAUGGUUCCUUUGUUGACUCUUUACCGCGUUAACAGCUUUAAUCUUACGAAACCGUUUUGUAGGUUUCGGAUGGCUCAUACAUCAGAUUCUGUAAAUCCCAAAGAUGUUUGCAUCGUGGGUGUUGCACGAACUCCAAUGGGUGGCUUUCUUGGAUCUCUUUCGUCUUUACCCGCCACAAAGCUUGGAUCCGUAGCUAUUGCAGGUGCUUUGAAGAGGGCAAAUGUUGACCCGUCUCUCGUCCAAGAAGUUGUGUUUGGCAAUGUUCUUAGUGCCAAUUUGGGUCAGGCUCCUGCUCGUCAAGCUGCUUUAGGUGCUGGAAUCUCGAACUCUGUUAUAUGUACCACUGUUAACAAGGUUUGUGCUUCAGGCAUGAAAGCUGUAAUGAUUGCUGCUCAGAGUAUCCAGUUGGGGAUCAAUGAUGUAGUCGUGGCGGGUGGCAUGGAAAGCAUGUCUAAUACACCUAAAUAUCUUGCAGAAGCAAGAAAAGGAUCUCGGUUUGGUCAUGAUUCGCUAGUAGAUGGAAUGCUUAAGGAUGGACUAUGGGAUGUCUAUAACGACUGUGGGAUGGGAAGCUGUGCAGAACUAUGCGCUGAGAAAUUUGAUAUAACAAGGGAGCAGCAAGAUGACUACGCUGUUCAGAGUUUUGAACGUGGUAUUGCUGCCCAGGAAGCUGGCGCUUUCACAUGGGAAAUCAUCCCGGUUGAAGUUUCUGGAGGAAGGGGUAGGCCAUCAACCAUUGUUGACAAGGACGAAGGUCUUGGGAAGUUUGAUGCUGCAAAAUUGAGGAAACUCCGUCCAAGUUUCAAGGAGAAUGGAGGCACUGUUACAGCUGGAAAUGCAUCUAGCAUAAGCGAUGGUGCAGCUGCACUUGUCCUAGUGAGUGGAGAGAAGGCACUUCAGCUAGGACUUCGUGUACUCGCAAAAGUUAAAGGUUAUGGUGAUGCAGCUCAGGAACCAGAGUUUUUCACUACUGCUCCUGCUCUUGCAAUACCAAAAGCUAUUGCACAUGCUGGUUUGGAGUCUUCUCAAGUCGAUUACUAUGAGAUCAAUGAAGCAUUUGCAGUUGUGGCACUCGCAAAUCAAAAGCUACUUGGGAUUAGCCCGGAGAAGGUGAAUGUUAAUGGAGGAGCUGUGUCUUUAGGACAUCCUCUAGGCUGCAGUGGGGCUCGUAUUCUAAUCACAUUACUUGGGAUACUAAAGAAAAGAAACGGCAAGCACGGUGUGGGAGGAGUGUGCAACGGAGGAGGAGGUGCCUCUGCUCUUGUUCUUGAACUUGUUUGA
Molecule: messenger RNA, 1307 nt
Organism: Eruca vesicaria subsp. sativa (arugula)
Lineage: Eukaryota; Viridiplantae; Streptophyta; Magnoliopsida; Brassicales; Brassicaceae
Source: the annotation of a GenBank genome assembly